AUGUACAGUAAGAUCUAUUCCGACACAGCCGUAGGUACACCGGACUAUGUGUCACCCGAAGUGCUCGAUAGUCAGGGUGGCAAAGGUUACUACGGCAAGGAAUGUGACUGGUGGGCUGUGGGAAUAGUCGCUUAUGAAAUGAUGUGUGGAGACCCCCCGUUCUCAUCCGAAUCUCUG
Messenger RNA from Sphaeroforma arctica JP610, 177 nucleotides. RefSeq lists its product as hypothetical. Gene Ontology annotation, cellular component: cytoplasm; cytoskeleton. Gene Ontology annotation, molecular function: Rho-dependent protein serine/threonine kinase activity; ATP binding. NCBI's taxonomy places the organism in Eukaryota, Ichthyosporea, Ichthyophonida. The annotation marks the transcript as partial. The transcript has a single exon. Gene Ontology annotation, biological process: cortical actin cytoskeleton organization; peptidyl-threonine phosphorylation; Rho protein signal transduction. The record is from RefSeq and is a predicted model, not a curated record.